AAGGAGAUUUCAAAUGGCAAGUUUAAGCUUCCAAAUAAUACAUGUCUUGGUCUUCUGUGCUUGCAUUCUCAUCCCAACCAGUAGUCAGAGCCAUCCCCACCAGCCCGAAAAGCAUGCUGCACUUUUCAUCUUUGGAGAUUCCAUUUUUGAUGCUGGAAACAAUAUUUACAUCAACACCACUACUGAUUAUCAGAGAAAUUUCUGGCCAUAUGGGGAAACCUUUUUCGACUACCCCACUGGGAGAGCUUCUGAUGGCCGCUUGAUACCUGAUUUUAUUGCUGAGUAUGCAAAACUCCCAUUCCUUCCACCAUAUCUACAGCCUGGUAAUAAUCAAUUUACUUAUGGGUCAAACUUUGCAUCUGGGGGAGCCGGUGCUUUGGAUCAGACUAAUCAAGGAUUGGUGGUAAACCUCAACACACAGCUAACCUAUUUCAAGGAUGUGGAGAAACUGUUAAGGCAGAAGCUAGGUGAUGAAGCUGCCAAGAAAAUGCUGUUUGAAGCUGUCUACUUGAUCAACAUCGGAUCCAACGACUACUUGAGUCCCUUCUUAUGGAACUCCACUGUGCUUCAGUCCUACUCUCACGAACAAUACGUUCAUAUGGUGAUCGGCAAUUUGACUGUAGUAAUCAAAGAAAUAUAUAAGAAAGGAGGAAGGAAGUUUGGGCUUCUUGAUGUGGGGCCAUUAGGCUGUGUGCCAAUUAUGAAAGAAAUCAAACUCCAACAGGGAGGCAUGGGGUGCAUAGAAGAAUCCACAGAGCUAGCAAAACUACACAACAUAGCUCUCUCCAAGGUCCUGCAGGAACUAGAGAGCAAGUUGAAAGGAUUCAAAUAUUCAAUUUCCAAUUUCUAUACUUUUCUUGAGGAAAGAAUGAACAACCCUUCAAAAUAUGGUUUCAAAGAAGGGAAGAUAGCAUGUUGUGGUUCGGGUCCCUUCAGAGGACUUUCCAGCUGUGGGGGGAAGAGUAGCAUAAAGGAGUAUGAGUUAUGCAGCAAUGUGAGCGAAUACGUGUUCUUUGAUUCAGUUCAUCCUACAGACAGGGCCUACCAGCAGAUAGCUGAGCUAAUUUGGAGUGGAACUCGCAACAUUACAGGACCCUACAAUUUGAAAGCACUAUUUGUUUGAUUGAGCUUAUAUGUUCAAAUGCCUAAUAAAUGAGUUCAACAUGUGCAUAAUAAAUGAGUUCAACAUGUGCAUAAUGAAUGAGCUCAACAUGUCAAGUGCUGUACUAUUCUAUUUUACGACUCAGAAAAUUACUUUUGCCAAUAAAAAUUGAAGUCUUAAUGUAAAGAGAACUUCACGGCUGAACAAAACCCUACCUAUGGUUUUCAAAGCCAUCAUCAGAUAUAAAGUUCAAGAGGAAUGGUCUUGGUAAA
Messenger RNA from Vitis vinifera (wine grape), 1374 nucleotides. RefSeq names its product GDSL esterase/lipase 1. Gene Ontology annotation, molecular function: lipase activity. The coding region runs from base 14 to 1123 and encodes 369 amino acids. Lineage: Eukaryota; Viridiplantae; Streptophyta; Magnoliopsida; Vitales; Vitaceae. The record is from RefSeq and is a predicted model, not a curated record. The transcript has 5 exons. Gene Ontology annotation, biological process: lipid metabolic process.